This is a messenger RNA of Pangasianodon hypophthalmus (striped catfish), 4047 nucleotides long. It is a transcript of the gene pomgnt1, whose product is annotated as protein O-linked mannose N-acetylglucosaminyltransferase 1 (beta 1,2-). Gene Ontology annotation, biological process: protein O-linked glycosylation via N-acetylgalactosamine. The transcript is spliced from 22 exons. The record is from RefSeq and is a predicted model, not a curated record. Gene Ontology annotation, molecular function: beta-1,3-galactosyl-O-glycosyl-glycoprotein beta-1,3-N-acetylglucosaminyltransferase activity. Lineage: Eukaryota; Metazoa; Chordata; Actinopteri; Siluriformes; Pangasiidae. The coding region runs from base 191 to 2152 and encodes 653 amino acids. Gene Ontology annotation, cellular component: Golgi membrane.
UUAUGGAAACAGUACACGCGGCCGCCAUUGUGGCUUUAAUAACACUUGCUGUCUUCAUUCUUGUACAGCCAGCGUUCAGCUGCUCAUGGCAAGCUGUAUGAAAUGUAACAUAAAACAGUCUGUCUGAACAUGGCUGACAUAUAACCUGCAGGAACGUAGCAGCAGCAGUGGGCAGUGAGUUACAGGGAUAAUGGACUCCUGGACCCCGAACCCCAGAGCCAAACCCUUCAUCCCCCGACAGCAGCGCAGCCUCUACCUUACCUGGAAAUACAAACUCACCAACAAACGCGCUCUCCGCCGAAUUUGCCAGGGCGGUGCAGUCUUAUUCUUGUUCAUUACUGUAAUUGUGAACAUCAAACUUAUUCUGGAAACCAGGAGAGCAGCGAGCGAGGAAGAUCCUGCUCCAGAUUACGAUGAUGCCUUGGCCAACAUGGAAACGCCUCGAAGACCGGCCAGCGGACGCAAAGUGUUGGACAUCGAGGUGUACUCCAGUCGCUCAAAGGUGUAUGUGGCAGUGGACGGCACCACAGUAUUGGAGGACGAGAUGCGGGAGCAGGGAAGAGGCAUACAUGUUAUAGUGCUCAAUCAGGCUACUGGUCAUGUAAUGGCUAAGCGAGUAUUUGACACCUACUCUCCCCAUGAGGAUGAAGCUAUGAUCCUCUUUCUCAACAUGGUCACUCGUGGCAGAGUCCUAAUCUUCACCAUCAAGGAUGAGGGAACCUUCCAUUUGAAAGAUGCUGCUAAGAACUUGUUGAAGGGACUGGGCAGUCAGGUGGCUGCUACUCUUAGCUGGAGAGACAUGUGGACUCUGGUUGUGAAAAAAGGAGGUCAGGUGUAUGGGGAGAAGCACUCAAAAUCACCUGCUCUCUCCACCUGGGGAGAUCCUGUGCUGCUGAAGACCGAGGUUCAGCUCACGGCGGCUGAAGAGGCAGAGUGCCACUGGGCAGACACAGAGCUGAACCGAAGGAGGAAACUCUUCUGCAGUAAAGUGGAGGGUUAUGGCAGCAUCUGCAGUUGUAAGGAUCCAGCGCCAAUAGAGUUCAACCCAGAACCACUUCCCAACAAUAAUGUCUACAACGUCCCAGUUGCUGUCAUCGCAGGGAACAGACCAAACUAUCUCUACAGAAUGCUGCGCUCCCUCCUGUCCUCCCACGGCGUGAACCCACAAAUGAUCACUGUUUUUAUUGAUGGUUAUUAUGAGGAGCCUAUGGAUGUGGUGGAGUUGUUUGGGCUUAAAGGAGUUCAGCACACACCCAUUAGCAUUAAAAAUGCCCGCGUGUCCCAGCACUACAAAGCCAGUUUGACUGCAACUUUCAAUCUCCAUCCGGAUGCAAACUUUGCCAUUGUCCUGGAGGAAGAUCUGGAUAUUUCCAUUGAUUUCUAUAGUUUUCUCAGUCAGACCAUUCAUUUGCUUAAUGAAGAUGAGAGCAUUUAUUGCAUAUCAGCCUGGAAUGAUCAGGGCUAUGAGCACACAGCAGAAGACCCGUCACUGCUUUACAGGGUGGAGAGUAUGCCCGGCCUCGGCUGGGUGCUCAAAAAGAGCCUCUACAAGGAUGAACUAGAACCCAAGUGGCCCACUCCUGAGAAGUUGUGGGACUGGGAUAUGUGGAUGCGCAUGCCAGAGCAGAGAAAAGGGAGAGAGUGCAUAAUUCCCGAUGUCUCCCGCUCCUAUCACUUUGGCAUCGUUGGCCUCAACAUGAACGGUUACUUCCAUGAAGUAUACUUUAAGAAGCAUAAGUUUAACACUGUCCCAAAUGUUCAGCUGAAAAAUGUUGAUGGCCUGAAGAAAGAUGCCUAUGAAGUAGAGAUCCAGAAUCUGUUACGUGAGGCAGAAGUUCUGGAUCACAACAAGAACCCAUGUGAAGACUCAUUCAUCCCAGACACUGAAGGAAAGACCUACCUCAUGUUCAUCAAAAUGGAGCAGGAGACGGACACGAGCACCUGGACUGAACUGGCCAAGUGCCUUCAUGUGUGGGACCUAGACGUGCGAGGCUAUCACAGAGGGCUCUGGAGGCUCUUCAGAAAGAAAAACCACGUCCUUGUUGUAGCUGUUCCAAUCUCGCCUUACUCCACUCGGAAGCCUGCCCAUAUUACCCCUAUUCACUUGGAGCCGCCACCUAAAGAUGAGGCAGCCCCUGUGGAACAGCUCUAGAGCAGCUGCAGUUGAACAGGUCUCAUUAAACAAAGGGUCCCACUUGCACUAGGCCUGUGCUGAGAGAACCUUCUGCCUUUAGGCCACAGCGUAAGCUGCUACAGCUGCUACAGCUUCUCUACUGGAGAAUCCUCUGAUACGUGCUGCCUGUGUCGACUAGAAGCUCUUACGUUAUGUGAGUGAGGAAAAUGCAACUGGUGAGUAGAGUAGCUCUUCCAGUCUAAUGGGAAAUAUGUGUGUUCUGUCAGCGAUGGGAGAAAAUGGCAGCGUUCUUUCUGAAAGAAGCAUGUCAUUUGGUGAAGUGAUUGGUAAAAAGGGCUGUGUUACUUCUUAGAAUAGUUAUGAACAGGAAAAGUGGACAAGAAGGGAAGAAAUUAAUCUGAUUUUUAAACACUACUGAAUGCUUUUGGUUGUACUGUAUAUACAUUUUAACUUAAGUCUAUUUAUUUUGCCAGUAUCAAGCUAGUUAAGGUUGUCGGCAACACUUAAGGGUGGUUUUUAUAGGGCUACGUGUAGCCUACAUGAGUCCUUCAUGAUAACUGACCUAAGUGUACAUAAAUAUUCAUAAAUGCUAAUGGGGAUCAGCUAUCGUAAAGGCUAAUUUUUUUCAAUCUUGAUGUGAAGUUGACAUCCUUCAGUCAGGUGACAGUGUUAUGACACAAUCCAGCCUAAUGACUUUAUAGCGUAGUGUACUUUUUGUUUGUCACAAUCUCAAAACAGUAAUUGUCACAAAUCAAAUAUCAAAGAAAAUGCACAUAAUUCUGACAUAAGUGCAAUGAUAUUGCCAUAGGCAUUCAUAAAACUCUUAUAAGCUGAAUUAUGAGAUUCAAGCUAUGUCACAUCAUUGCCAUUAUUUCACUAUAACAUAUCAGAAGUACACUGGGCUACAAAGUCAGUUGUCAUGACAACAUUCUAAUGUCAAGUGUCAUUAAGACAACAGCAGUCUUUAUGAUAGCUGAUGCCUGUUGAAGUAAAUAUUUAUGUAGGGUUGUAUCAGUUGUCAUGAAGCACCUAUGGAGGUGUUAUGUAGCCCUAUGAACACUGCCCUGAAAUAUGUUAUAAGUUAUGACUUUUCUGUUUUGGUCAGUGAAAUCAUUAUACUUAGUUCUAGCAGUGUUUUGAAUAAAAAGUUUUAUAGGCAUAUAUUUUUGCAACAAAAAAAGAUCAUAUUUUUGAUCACGCAUUUCAGAUGAGAGGUGGUUGUGUGUUUUUAUUUAUUAAUCACCAGAGGUUGAUUAUUGGUGGAGAGAAUGUCUGGUACACAUCAUUGCCUGAGGUGGAGUUUUCUAGUUCAAGGCAGCAUCAAGAUGCCUCCUUCUAGCAGACUGGAGUAUUGGCAGGUCUUUGUAUUGAUGAUGCAGCCAUAGGCGUUUUUACAGACUGCAAGAAGUUCAUGUAUGUUUCGUUUGCUAGAAAACAACACCUCUACCUGAUCUUGAAUCGAACCUGCUUGUAUUAGUCAGAGGUCACUUGAGGUUGUGUGAUGGUUUUGAUGAGUUCAGCCAUAGGUCUGUAAAACACUUUACACUUAUAACAUUGUUUUAUCAUUUCAGUCUCAAUUCUUUCAUAGAUUUAUCUGUAUUGUGACAUUUAUUUUAUUAUAUUAAUGUAAAUGACAUGUCGUACAAUGUUUUCAAAUCAUUUCAGGACUGAAUUUGUUUAAUUAUAAAUCAUAACGGUACAACUGGAAGUAUUGAAUUUAUAGUUUGUAAAAAAUGUGCAAUAGGUUUGGUUUCCCCAUUUCAAACUGACUUAUUGGAAAUUCAUUUGAAGAAACCACUAGUCCUCAAGUCCUUUAAACAUUUCCCUGUUGAGUUUUCUAUAGUUCUAAAUUUUGUUUUGUAUUUUGCUGUUGACUUUUUUUUUUUAAUAAAAUGAAACGUUUAUAAACUUUU